Oxyura jamaicensis (ruddy duck) is the source of this 1866-nucleotide messenger RNA. RefSeq names its product ring finger protein 115 (gene RNF115). Gene Ontology annotation, cellular component: nucleoplasm; cytoplasm. The record is from RefSeq and is a predicted model, not a curated record. Lineage: Eukaryota; Metazoa; Chordata; Aves; Anseriformes; Anatidae. Gene Ontology annotation, biological process: positive regulation of DNA-templated transcription; ubiquitin-dependent protein catabolic process; protein ubiquitination. The transcript has 6 exons. The annotation marks the transcript as partial. Gene Ontology annotation, molecular function: ubiquitin protein ligase activity.
CCCCUCCCCGAACAGCUCUGGGACCACUUGGACCACACGAUGUUCUUCCCCGACUUCCGACCCUUCCUGAGCAGCGGCUCGCUGGACCACGACGGCGGCAGGGACAACGAGAGGGGCCACCAAGCCCACGCCGACCUCUGGGGACCCAGCCGCCCCCCGCGGUUGCCCAUGACGCGGAGGUACCGCUCCCGGGGCAGCUCGCGCCCCGACAGGUCUCCUGCCAUCGAGGGGAUAAUUCAGCAGAUCUUCGCGGGGUUCUUCGCAAACUCGGCGCUCCCCGGCUCGCAGCACCCCUUCUCCUGGAGCGGGAUGCUGCACUCCAACCCUGGGGACUACGCGUGGGGACAGAGCGGCCUCGAUGCCAUCGUCACCCAGCUCUUGGGACAGUUGGAAAACACGGGACCGCCCCCGGCCGACAAAGAGAAGAUCUCCUCCCUCCCCACAGUGACAGUAACUCAGGAACAAGUCGAUACGGGCUUGGAGUGCCCCGUGUGUAAGGAGGACUACGCGGUGGCCGAGCAGGUGCGGCAGUUACCCUGCAAUCACUUCUUCCACAGCAACUGCAUCGUGCCCUGGUUAGAGCUGCACGACACGUGUCCGGUGUGCAGGAAGAGCUUAAACGGCGAGGACUCGACCCGGCAAGCACAGAACCCCGAGGCCUCAGCGAGCAACAGCUUCAGCAGUGAAAGCCAGCUACACGACCGAUGGACUUUCUGACCUCGGGGGCUUCCUCGGGGGGCUCUGGCCGGAGCGUUCUUACGACAGAUGUACAUUGUGUUAUAAUUCCAGCAGAGUAGCAGGAAAUAGAGGGCAGGGGAGGGCACCCACCCCGUGGUCUCGCUGCGACGAGUGCUGUCUUUGUCCUGAAACGGUAAACUCGCAUCUCCGAGCCAAUCGCGGCUCCGUCGGAAUCGCCUCUUUAAGUCCCAAAUCCAGAGUCUUUUGAGUGGUUUGACUUGAUUUUCUACCUGUGAAACGCUGCCUCUGGAGGGGCCGGGCCGGGCAGGGAGGUUUGUGGCUCUCGCGGGGACCCUGCCCGGGCCCCGGGGUCUCGGCACAGCCUCCGUGCGCAGCGGCUCCGCCGCCGGCUCCUCUUGGUGACAGAGAAACGAGAAGAUUUCCCUCCUCUGGCCCCUUCCCGGACCCCUCGAAGCGUGUGGGUGGUUUUUUUUUUCCCCUCUUCUGUUGAAUUCAGGCGCUCACGUCUGUAACCUGGUGCCCCAGGCGUUCUCCAGGGAGGCGGAGGCGUGGAGGGCUCCGGGUCAGGUCUCACCGCGGUGCCGGCGGACGCAGAAGCGCGCUCGGGGUGCCCGCGAGCCCCCGGUUCUGGGAACAGGAACGCACACGCAGGAACUUCUGGUCUCGCUGUGGACUCUCCUUCCUUUUUCUGUCCCUUCUCCGUGUGCCCGUGGCCCCAGGUCUCUCCAAACCUGCCUCUCCCCCCCAAAAAAAGUGAGUCGUUUAGGAUCCUUAGCUGGCUUUUACCAUAGGGACCACGUCCGCGGCGCCCUGCGGGCCCACGCAGCCCCCUUCUGCCGGCAGGGCUCCCCGCCGUUAACGCCCCGUCUCCAUUCUCCCUUAGUCCGGUAACUUUAAGAGAACCUCUUCAUUUUUUUGCGGAUUUCUUUCUUUGUGUUCCUUUUCCACCUCCCUAACGUCUCAUCCACGUCCCCCUCCUCGUUUUUAUCGCCCCGGCGCCGCCUGAGCCCGCGUGGCACCGCUCCGUCCCCGCUCGGCCUGGCGGGGAGAGGGAGGUCGCGCCCCGCCGCGUCGCCCCUUCGUUGCUGUGACGGUGUACUACGUACACUCGGUUUAAACCAGUGUUCUGUUUGCUAUGAAGUCAAAUAAAGGCCUUUAUAAAGAAGA